Messenger RNA from Alosa sapidissima (American shad), 1429 nucleotides. RefSeq names its product SBDS ribosome maturation factor (gene sbds). The record is from RefSeq and is a predicted model, not a curated record. The transcript has 5 exons. NCBI's taxonomy places the organism in Eukaryota, Metazoa, Chordata, Actinopteri, Clupeiformes, Clupeidae. Gene Ontology annotation, biological process: cytosolic ribosome assembly; ribosome biogenesis. Bases 97 to 849 code for a protein of 250 amino acids.
GCGUUGUGAAGGCACAACAACAGAAGUUGCGUGUGUAGAUAGCUAGUAGCAGCAGCAACGUUACCUCUGAAUAGUGUGGAGGUAUCGGUAUUGAAAAUGUCGAUAUUCACGCCAACCAACCAGAUUCGACUGACAAAUGUGGCAUAUGUCAGGAUGAAGAAGGGUGGAAAGCGAUUUGAAAUAGCCUGCUACAAGAAUAAAGUCAUGAGUUGGAGAUCCGGAGCGGAGAAGGAUUUAGAUGAAGUCCUACAGACAAAUACAGUGUUCAUCAAUGUGUCGAAGGGUCAGGUGGCAAAAAAGGAGGAUUUGUCCAAAGCAUUUGGGACAGACGACUUGACAGAAAUAUGCAAACAAAUUUUGUCAAAAGGAGAACUUCAAGUGUCAGACAAAGAGCGACAGAGCCAGCUCGAGCAGAUGUUCAGAGACAUCGCCACAAUAGUGGCCGAGAAGUGUGUCAAUCCAGAGACCAAGCGUCCAUACACUGUCAACCUCAUAGAGAGAGCCAUGAAGGACAUCCACUACUCAGUCAAAGCAAACAAGAGCACAAAACAGCAGGCUCUGGAGGUGAUCCGGCAGCUGAAGGAGUCCAUUCAGAUCCAGCGGGCUCACAUGCGCCUGCGCUUCAUCCUGCCCGCUAAAGAUGGCAAGCGGAUCAAGGAGAAACUCAAGACCCUCCUCAAGGUGGUGGAGAGCGAGGACUUUGAUGACCAGCUGGAGAUGGUGUGUCUGAUUGAUCCAGGCUGCUUCCGGGAGAUUGACGAGCUGAUCCGCUGUGAGACCAAAGGCAAGGGCACUGUUGAAGUCCUCAGCCUCAAGGAUGUGGAGGAGGGAGACGAAAAGCUGGAGUAGCGCAUCACUUCCUGUCUCUCAGACCCCAUUACACCGUCUGGCUGUGAGGAGGGAAAACCUUUUAAUUUACUCCGUCUUGCUAAGGAAACCUAAUUUUAUCGCUUCUGCAAGGUCCACUGUGGAAUAUGCUGUUAUUUUCUGUGAAAAUUGUACAAUAGCUUUUCAGGGGAGAUAAUUAAAAAAGAAAACAAAUGUCCAUGUGCUUCUCACUGAUCAAUACUAGAAACUGAAUACCCAGCAUGACUUUUUAAAAGAAUGAUCACACAAUAGAGCCACAACCUAACUGUGCCUUGCUGAAAAUCUUAUCACGCUCCAAAGGUGACUGGGGCGAAGAAAGUGUUCACAAUAGUCAAAAACCACAGUGUAUGACAGCAUAGCAAUGCUUGAGUGCUAGAAGAGAUGAAGUUGAAGAGAUGUCACACUAAAAACUGUGUCAGUGUCAGAGCAUGAUGCAUCAUCAGGUGGUUCAGUCAUUACAAUGUGUAUUGCCAUUGAAAUAUGCCAUUAUUAACACCACUUAAAGUAUAUGUGAAUGGAUACUCAUUGUAUACAUGUACACCAUUAAAUAUAUACACUAUUA